Molecule: messenger RNA, 261 nt
Organism: Saprolegnia parasitica CBS 223.65
Lineage: Eukaryota; Oomycota; Saprolegniomycetes; Saprolegniales; Saprolegniaceae
Exons: 2
Source: RefSeq, a predicted model, not a curated record
AUGAUGCUUUCACCGCCAUUUGCAGUCCAUUUGCAGUGGCAGCUAAUGGCAUGUGGCUUCUCGCGCCGUGGUGUCAUCGUUUGCCAGGUCGCUCAACACUCCUCGCCGAGACGACCCUUGGUGUGCGCGCUACCUUGUUCCUCGCAUAGUUCCAAAUCACGACCACUAACGCUCCUCGGUUGCCACAGCGGCUUGCUUCACGAGCGCAUUCCAAAGUCUACCAUCUUUCGAAAUACAUGCUCAAAACUCAUUUCAACCACA